AUGGAGAGGAGAAGGCUCCUGGGUGGCAUGGCGGACCUGCUCCUCCAGGCACUGCCCAGCCCCCUGUCAGCCAGGGCUGAACCCCUGCAGGAUAAGGAAACCUGCGUGGGUACUAACAAUCAAAGCUACAUCUGUGACACAGGACACUGCUGUGAACAGUCUCAGUGCUGCAACUACUACUAUGAACUCUGGUGGUUCUGGCUCGUGUGGACCAUCAUCAUCCUGAGCUACUGCUGCGUGUGCCACCACCACCGAGCCAAGCACCGCCUUCAGGCCCAACAGCAGCAACCUGAAAUCAACCUGAAAGCCUACUGGGAAGCCCACAAUUACUCAGCGCUGCCAUUUUAUUUCAGGUUUUUGCCAAACUAUUUACUACCUCCUUAUGAGGAAGUGGUGAACCGACCUCCAACUCCUCCCCCACCAUACAGUGCCUUCCAGCUCCAGCAGCUGCCUACACAGUGUGGCCCUACAGGCGGCAGCCCCCCGGGCGCCAAUCCCACCAGGGGCUCCCAGGAGGCUCAGAGCAGCCCCUUGCGGCCCAGCAGAAGCAGCACGCGACCCCCAAGCAUCGCUGACCCUGAGCCCUCCAACAUGUCAGCAGACCCAGCAGCCACCAAAGCCCCUGGGAUGGAGCCCAGCGGCUCUGUGGCCGGCCUGGGGGAGGUGGACCCUGGGACCUUCCUGGACAAGGAUUCCGAAUGUAAGGAGGAGCUGCUGAAAGAGUAUAGCUCCGAGCAGGGCGGCGCCCUCCCUGACAGCAAAGACAAGACACCCGGCAGAAAACACAGCUUCACAGGUGACUCGGGCAACGAGGUGUGUGUGCACAACUGGGGCCACCAUGAUGACGACCUCAAAGAGUUCAACGUGCUCAUCGACGAUGCUCUGGACGGGCCCCUGGACUUCUGCGACAGCUGCCACGUGCGGCUCCCUGGCGACGAGGAGGAAGGGCUCUGCCAGCCCUCUGAGGAGCAGGUGGCCGGGCACCCACACCUGCCGCGGCUGCCUGCCUGCCUGCUGCUGAACACCAUCAAUGAGCAGGACUCCCCAGACUCCCAGAGCAGCAGCUCCCCCAGCUAGAGCAGGCCCUGCCUGCACCCGAGAACUUGGCGACGCAACCAGGGUAGGGGAGAACCAUGAGGGAAGCAUUAAGUGACUGUGUUCCUUAAUUUUUUUUUUUCCCCUCUGCGCCUGCGUUUUCCUGCAUCUCCAGGUACUGUUUGGGG
This is a messenger RNA of Balaenoptera musculus (blue whale), 1223 nucleotides long. Its product is annotated as WW domain binding protein 1-like. Lineage: Eukaryota; Metazoa; Chordata; Mammalia; Artiodactyla; Balaenopteridae. The record is from RefSeq and is a predicted model, not a curated record.